GGCGCGGCGGUGGCGCGUCGCUGGGGUGGUGUUGCGCGUCCGCGGCCUCCGCGCCGUCAAAACCCCGAGACCGAAGCACGCGGCCGGCACUACCUUCGCCGUCGGGCCGUGGAGCUGUUCGCUGCUUGGCUCUAUCACCCUCACCUCUCUCACCCUCACCUCUCUCUCACGCCGCUGACUGACGCGCACGCCCGGCGAUGGCUCUGAUCAUGGACAAGGAGACGCACGGCGGCCGCGGCGAGGAGGAUGAGGAGGAGGAGACGCGCGUCAUGUGGAGGCCGGACCCCAAGCGCGCGCCCACGCGCAUGGACCGGUUCCGCGCCGUCGUGGCGGACACCACGGGCACGCGCCUCGCCAAUUACGCCGAGCUGCACCAGUGGUCGGUGGAGAAUUACGCUGAAUUCUGGGAGGUGUUCUGGAAGUUCAGCGGCGUGGUGCAUUCCGUGCCAUACGACGAGGUGGUGAACACGAGCAAGACGAUCGCCGAAGUGCCCGAGUGGUUCCACGGGAGCCGCCUCAACUUUGCCGAGAACCUUCUGCAUCGCGGGGACGCGGAGAAGGUUGCGCUCUACGCCGCAGUGGAGGGGGGCGAGGAGGUGAGCAAGGUGACGUUUGGCGAGCUGCGGCGCGACGUGGCGCUCUACGCCGCCGCCAUGCGCAAACUCGGCAUCGGCAAGGGCGACCGCGUGGCCGGAUACCUCCCUAACUGCGUGGUGGCCGUGGAGGCGAUGCUGGCCGCUUCGAGCAUCGGCGCCAUCUGGAGCGCCACGUCCCCAGACUUUGGCACCAACGGAGUCCUGGACCGGUUCUCGCAGAUCCAGCCCAAGGUCAUCUUCUCGGUCGAGGCCGUGGUCUACAACGGCAAGACGCACGACCACAUGAGCAAGCUGCUGUCCGUUGUGCGAGGCUUGCCAGACCUGGAGAGUGUCAUCGUGGUCCCUUACGUGGGAACCAGGAAGAACAUCGACCUCUCCACCAUCCCUAACAGCAUGUUCCUGGAGGAUUUCCUGGGCCUGGGUCGCCUCGCCGGGGGCCCAGAGCCACAGCUGGAGUUCGAGCAGCUGCCGUUCAACCACCCGCUCGUCAUCAUGUACUCGUCGGGCACCACGGGGGCGCCCAAGUGCAUGGUGCACUCCGCAGGGGGAACGCUCAUCAAGCACCUGCAGGAGCACAUGCUGGCCGGGGACAUGUCCAGUGAUGACACCAUCAUCUACUACACCACGGCGGGGUGGAUGAUGUGGAACUGGCUGGUGACGUCGCUGGCGGUGGGAGCCAGCGUGGUUCUGUACGACGGCUCGCCUCUCAUCCCCACGCCCACCAUCCUCUUCGACCUCAUCGACAAGCUGGGGAUCACCAUUUUUGGCACAGGUGCCAAGCUGCUGUCACUUCUAGAGGACAAAGGUCUCAAGCCUGCGGAGACGCACAGCCUGGCGAGCCUGCACACCAUCCUGUCGACGGGCUCGCCGCUCAAACCGCAGAGCUAUGACUACGUCUACACGCACAUCAAGCGGGACGUGCUGCUCGGCUCCAUCUCUGGAGGCACCGACAUCAUCUCGUGCUUCAUGGGGCAGAACGUGACGCUCCCCGUGCACCGUGGGGAAAUCCAGGCGUGCCACCUCGGCAUGCCCGUGCAGAGCUGGAACGAGCAAGGCGAGCAGGUGUUUGGGCAGAGCGGCGAGCUGGUGUGCACCAAGCCCAUCCCGUGCCAGCCCACGCACUUCUGGAACGACCCGGACAACAAGAAGUACCACAAGGCCUACUUCGCCAAAUUCCCCGGGAUCUGGGCCCAUGGAGACUACUGCAAGAUCAACCCCAAGACGGGGGGCAUCAUCAUGCUUGGCCGAAGUGACGGGACCCUGAACCCAAACGGAGUUCGCUUUGGAAGCUCGGAGAUCUACAACAUAGUGGAGGCGUUUGAGGAGGUGGAGGACAGCGUGUGCGUGCCGCAGUACGGCAGCGACGGCGACGAGCGCGUCGUGCUCUUCCUCAAGAUGGUGCCGGGCCGCGGCCUCACGCAGGAGCUGGACAAGCGGCUCCGUGGCGCCAUCCGCACGGCGCUGUCGGCGCGCCACGUGCCGGCACUCAUCCUGGAGACCAAGGACAUCCCGUACACCAUCAACGGCAAGAAGGUGGAGGUGGCGGUGAAGCAGGUCAUCGCCGGCCAGGAGGUGGUGCAGCUCGGUUCGUUGUCGAACCCCGGAGCCCUGGAGCUUUACCGCAACCUGCCAGAGCUGCAGGGGUACUGACCGCCCCCCUUGCCCCCGUGGCCAUCGCCAACCCAGACCCCCUCCGCGUUCCGGGGGUCAACGCUGGGGGUCGGCUCGAAGAUUUUAUUCGAGUGCUCGAUUACGGUGACCGAAUCUGACGGUUCGGUUAUUCACGCGACUCAAUCGAAUAGCGCCAAGAAAUAUUUAUCAGGGGGGGGGGGUUUGGGAAAAAAGUCUCAACUUUGACCUUCGCCCCCACCCUCCCCCACCCCGACAUGUGCCGCUGGACGGGAGGCUCAGUGGCCGUAGUCAGCCGGGUCGUGGCGAGUCAGUGGGGGACGGGGGGGGGUGUUUCCCACCUUCGGGGGCCAAAUUUCUGGGUCGAAAAAACCAGCCGAUUAUAACUGUUAGUGGAUUCAUCGACUGAGUCGGCGGGCCCAGCUCUAAUUAUCUUGAGUCUACCAUGGGACAUUUUUAGUUUUUAAGAAAGCGCAGCCCAAAAGAAAAACAAUUACUUAAGACCGUAUUCUCCAGAUUAUAAGCACCCUUUGCUACGUACGGUGCGAAAGAAGUUCAGCAUACGCACAUAAGACGCUUCAGAAAGUAAGACGGCCCCUCAAACUUCUGCCCAUUGGCAAUAAAGUUCUACAAAUCUGGUCUCGAGCACAAACACACACAGCUACCCCCAACUUUGCUUUAAUAUACAGGGAUGUGGAGGCGGAGGGAGUUUGUGUGCCUUACAAUCCAGAGAAUACGGUCAUUAUCUGUCCUGUGUACACAACUAUUAAACUAUUAUUAUUUUACCAUGUAAGGCCCCCGAGGUAGGUAUGACACCUACCUGGGCUGCGUGUCCCGCACUGCUCUGCAACAGGCUUCCCCCCCAAUGUCUAUUGUUUACACACUGAACCCGGUGCUCUCGUACAGACCGAGACAAUCUCAAGAGAGGCCGUCGUUAUCUGGGUCCAGGAAUCGAAACGCCAGGUUGUCAGAUGUGUUUUUCGUCACAGCCCCUACGUUUUAACGAAUUCAAAUAAUCAACGCAGCCUGGUUUGCGUGGCUACAAGAUAAGAGCUGCGGCUGCGUGUGUGUGUUUUUAAUUUUUUAGGCCAAAUCUAAACUUUACCAAAAAGAAAGGAGAGUCAACUCUGAACGCCUGUUCGGGGGAAGUUGAAUAGGCGGUGGUGCGUGUGGUGUGGGUGGGCCCGCUGUGCGGUUAAACAUUGGUGGUUUUGGUUUGUUGUCCUCCCGCACCUCCGAUGGCUACGUACGGUGCGAAAGAAGUUCAGGCAUACGGUUGAACAUUUACACGUACGGUUGAUGCUGUGGUUGUAAUCAUGAGCUGUUGUGCAGGGCGGUGGAGCGCUCAUGUUGCAAGCGAGCUCCUAGCGCGCAACUCGGCUUACCUGGGAGCUUGCGUGGUACGUCUUAACACGUGUACAGCCCUUUUGUCGAUCUACUUCUGGAUGAGGGCCUCCAGACACCGUGCGGGUUAUUGAGGGGGUUUACCGUACCAAAAACCUGUGCCUGGUGUGGUUAGAGUUCUACAUAUCUGCCCACCCACGCAUACACACACACAGAAUAACACCGACCGCAUACCAACACGCACGCAGGCCAACAUCUUGUGUGUCACCCCCAAAAUCGUUGAUUUUAUAUACAAACGGUCACAGGGGCACGUGACCAUACUUCACUACACUUGUCAGUGGGGCUUGAAGAGCCGGUGGGGGGUGGGGGGGGUCAGCGUAGAAGUCGGCAAUUAAAGCGGAGCGCCGGUCAGUCGCAAAGAGGCGCUAUCUGUCGGCAGUGGCGUGUGCAGUCACACAGCGGUCAGUCACACAGUGACACAGCCACUAACCGCUGCACUGCCCUCUGCCGUGCAUGACCCCCCCCCCCCCCAUUGGGGUGGUAGGAGCGCCACAUUCGGAGCAACGUUUCAAUAUCUACCCCCAACUUUAAAGAGACACUCAAAAGACCUUCCUCCCCCCAGCCCUAUUUCUUAACCACUCCACAAUUAUUCCGCCUGGCUCCACACCUCAAGGGUUACAUGCGGCGUCUGUGAAAUACUGCGCGCAUUUCAAGUUUCAUUUUUAUUAUUUUAAACAUUAUGGACGGGGCAGCGAACAAUGAAAAACCCCGAGGCUGUUACCCCCACGCGAUUGGAUGCGUGUUUCGUGAGCUGAAAGUCGAUUGCAUCGUUACUCAAUGUACCGUGCAGGCUGCCGCCGCCGACUGGUCUAAUGUUUUAUAUAAACUUUCGGCAGUUACCUUCGGGCCGCUAAAUGUUAAGAGGAUAACUUCCUCAUCUUCUUUCGUAUGGCCGAUGUAGAUGCGGUGCAACAACUACGAUUCCACAUUCGGGUGGUUUGAGGAUAACUAACCAUUGGACCAGUGGGCAGUGGUUUGGACUCGGGUACAAGGCAGUUACACACGGAUCGAUUCGUUCAUUGUUCCACAUGCUUGGCCCCAGCCCAGUCGAUGCUCGCGCACACACCCGGACUACCUCGCUACUCUCCACUUGCUCGCUCGCUCACCCUGGCGGGGUGUGGGGGGGGGGGCUUAGCCGGAGAGACACUUUAGACAACAUUCACAAAAAUACCCAACGAUUGAAUCCCUAUUGGAACCUCAUUUGCCAGUAAAAAAUAUGAUAAUCGUUGUUUUACCCUUCUAUCUGGCAACAAAACUGACACCUUUUUUUAGAAGGAGUCAUGUUUGCAUAGACCACAAUACCUGCAGUCAUAAUGCAAACAAAAAACAUAGCUCUGAUAAUGUAUGCAUUGUCCUUGAAGUUGAUUGGUCCACACCCCUUUGUAGAAAAGUUGUAAAUGUUGUUGAACGUCAGGAGGAGCGAUUCUCAAACCCCCCCCCCCACCACCCCUCGCCUGUGAGCGAUGAGAGACUGAACGUCACAUGGCAUGCUAGCUACAGUACCCGGGGCAGGCUGUGGACCAAUACGAGUCGUGGCUGUCACAAUCACACAGGGAGAUUUUUUUUUAAUAUAUAUAGAUGGGGGGGUGGGGGCGGGAACCAAAUUGUGUAUAUAGUAUCACUAAAACUCUGCUGUAAAUGUUUAGGUAAAGAUGCAGGCCAGCAAUUGGCACGGUGGCGAGAUGUGAACUACCUCGCCUGGUAUGCAGGAGGUCGCGCGUGGGUUCGAUCCCGACCCCUGUGACGCCUGCUGUAUAUUUGGAGUUCUCUCUCGCCGUGGUAGUGCGGUGUGCGGAUUUUUCUCUGGGGCCUCCGGUUCUUUUCCCCUGCACAUUUAGAAACGGUCUCUUGAGACUCUUCAGUGUCGUGAGGAGGGUCCCUGCUACAUUGUGGACGUACAGCGUCACUUCCGUUGGCGACAUUCUGGCUUCGCGUGGAGAGCAGCCCCCCGAGAACCAGGAGAUACCCAGCAUGCACCAGGCACGUGCCUGCUGCUUGGCUCUCAAGUAUCAAGCGAGGCUUACAAUCCCUGUUCAAAGUGGUUUUUAUUAUAUAUUAAUAUUUUGGGUGAGGGGGAGGGGGCUGGAAUUCGGACUGUGGGGGCCUUAAAAAUGUUUUUUUUUUUAUCUUACCAGGUAAGGCCCACUGAGCUAUAUAGCUCUUUCAGAAGCGACCUGGCCACAAAUGAUAGCUCAACGAAGUGGCGUAUCAUCAUCGCAGUCGCAGCCAAUUACUCUGUGCCACCCCUUGCCCUCCGUAAUGCCACCUCCACCCAUGGAGUAUUAAGUCGGAAGGUUUCGGUGGUGCCACAGUCGUGUAUUCUUGUCUUCUCAUUUCCCUGGCCUUGACCUUCCACGAAGCUCCUGGUCCGCCCUAAACCGCAUCCACCGCACUAACCAUGGCAGUAGAUGCGGACGCACAAGUAAUGGAAACUUAAAAUCCCUCCAGCAGUGUGCGGCUCUGGUCAUCCAGGACAGAGAACUCGCAACACCGCAAUGCCGCGAUCCGCAAAUACGAAGGAGGAAUCGCGGCGAGACAUCUCCGCUGCCGCUCUUGACUAUCUGGCUUCGCCGGCUCGAAUGUGAAAUUGAUGUUGUUGCGCUGCAUCAACAUCGUCAGCCAUACGGAGGAAGAAGAUGAAGGCGAAGAUUUCACCCACCGGGUGGUCCCAGGAGUCCACGCUUGGAGCCCCCCCCUACCCCCACAGCCCCCCUACCCCCACACCCCCACACCCCCCCAUCAAUUGUCGCUGUUUCGUUGUAAAUGCAGAGGUUGGGCGGUGGAGGGGGGAGAGAUCUCAUGUUUUAUUUGCUGAUUUAAACAUUGUCGUCGCCGUUGUUUUAGGACUUGUCAUAAAUUAUAUAUAUAAAGUUUUAUCGUAUCUUUACUUUCAUGUUUUGUUAUUUUGUUUAUUUUUUUGCAAUGCUCGCGCCGCCCAGUCUGGUUUUAGAUACCGGGGGGUAAGAGACCUCCGUGGAGUAGAACGCCUCUGUGGUCUCUGAUGCCCCCCCCCCCCUUUUAUCAAGACGUCAUCUUCUGUUUUCAUUUUGGUGCGUUGACGACUAUCACUCGAGAUUCCUGGCCACUGCUCGGCAAUGGAGGUUGCAUGCAAGUUUAACGAGUGCAUUCGUUGGUGUGACAAACGAUGACUUGUCCUCAUCGAUUAAUCGUACCCUUGUAACGGUUGGCUACGUACGGUGCGAAAGAGGUUCAAUGUACAUUGAGGAGGGGUGGGGGGAUUGGUGGUUGGCAGGUUGUGACCGUCACUACGUGCAAUAGAUCACAGCAGUCAGAGGCGCUGAGCCCGGCACCAUUGAGACCCCUGGGUUCGAUCCCAGUCUUUUCAGCCAUCCUCGAUUGAAACCAGAUUCUCAAGGGAGGCGAGUUGAUGGUGUGUAGGCCCGGGUAACCAAAGAAUGCGAAACUAGAAAAGCCAUCUUGUUUAAAAUCUGAUUUCCACUUGAAACAUGAAAACAAAAACAUCCAUGGCGGAUGAGAAUGUUACACAACAUAUCUCAAUUUGAGUGUCAGGCAAGGGAACAUUUAUCUCUUGUCACGCGGGACAAUGCAGCAUCCCUCCAGUGCGUGGAUGAGAGAGGUCACUCCGAAUGGCUCUCAGAAGCAGUUUUGUGAUAGCUGCUUCCGCGGUUUAUUCUCUGAACACGGGAAGUGGGGGGAGCGGUGGUGAUUGACUGCUUACUGCGACUUCUCACGCAAUUAGAAUUUGGGAGGGGAAGGGGAGGGUGGCGUGAACCACAGAAUAAUAUAAACAAACUCUCCUGCCCUUUGUAAAUCCACUGCUGGAUGAGGACCCCCCCCCCACACACAAAAGUGGGACGGUGGAGGGGAGUGGGCGAACCAUAUUUCACCACCACGCCGGUCAGUGCACGGGUUGGUGGUGGAGUAGUUUGGCAAAGGUGGACGCGAUCGAUGUUUCCGCGAUGCCCACCUCCCCCCACCCUGUGCCGCCCGUACAGUCGCCCCCCGCGGCAGCCUGUAACACCUGUUACGCAUUGUCUCACGUGUCGCAGACGAUGAGGACGACAGCAGGCAGCCUCUCGGCGUGUUUGCAGCGGUUAAGAGUUUGUAGUGGCGAGUAGCUCCCAGUGUAAGAGGAACAUCAACAACAACAACUUCUUCUGUCGUGGCUAAUUGACGGUAGCAACGUGUCGCGACUUGCAACCCCAAAGGCCGCCGAUUCGAUCUCUCGGCGCGGCACUUGAACGGGUCGCCACGUUUCUUAAAUCCACCCCCAACUUGCCGGCCUCUGUCCGCCCAGCAGUGUAGAUGGGGAACACCACAAGUUGGGUGUCGCGUGGUGGGGUAAAGCGUGGGUAUGUCCGCCUUUUUUUUCACUAACGGUGAAUAUAUGCACCGGUCCUGGGUCUCCCCUAGGUCGGGUCGACCUUAAAUAAGUGUGUGUGUAUGUAAAACAUCAGAACUGGGGAGAUAGGCGGCCCGGCUUCGGUAGGUUACUCGCUAAGACAGCACUUGCCCCAUCAGUCUGCGCGGCUAUACGGGGGACCUUUGUCUUUGUUAGGUGUCACAAUGUGUUCGUCAACGGCACUUGCUCCGGCAAGUCUGUACGUCUAUACAGGGAGUGGGGGGGGUCUUUGUCCAUGGAAGUGGUGUUAAGUUACUCAAAUAAGUGCUGUCCAAGGUACGCGACAUUCCGCCGCUUCGCAGAUCAAUAGAAUGCAGAUCGUUAUGAAUCAUAUAUCGUCUUGGCUGCUAUCGCCCACGCGUUAAUCCCUCCAGUGUGUGUCCACGUCCGCGCAAUAUGCCGCCAGGGAGUACAAUCUCUUUAAAUGCUGUAUUGUGAAGAUAAGUACCGUAUGUGAAGCUGUCGGCCUGCGCUUAAACAACCUCUUCUCCGUGUUUUUUUUUUUAUGAAAUCGGCUCCGCUCGUCGCUAAGGCUUUAUGACCCCCCCCACACACACAUAUCCACCCGCCCACUAUACCUCGCCUCGUCCUGUGUAUUGUUAUAUUAACAAUAGUGUGAUCGGAUGUACUAUCCAUAAUCACGUGAUCGCCGUAAUAAAUGGGUGCGUGCUCUGGUCGUAUCGA
Messenger RNA from Lethenteron reissneri (Far Eastern brook lamprey), 8697 nucleotides. It is a transcript of the gene AACS, whose product is annotated as acetoacetyl-CoA synthetase. Gene Ontology annotation, biological process: lipid metabolic process; positive regulation of insulin secretion. The record is from RefSeq and is a predicted model, not a curated record. Gene Ontology annotation, molecular function: acetoacetate-CoA ligase activity. NCBI's taxonomy places the organism in Eukaryota, Metazoa, Chordata, Hyperoartia, Petromyzontiformes, Petromyzontidae.